ACACCAUGCUCCAACUAAAGAACAAGUGGGAUAAGUUGAAGACUGAUUACAGCAAUUUCAGAAAACUCAAAUUGAAGGAGACUGGUGGUGGGUGGGACUAUGAGAGAAACACCAUCAAACAAGAUGAUGAAUGGUGGAAGAAAGCAAAGAUAGACAUCCCUGGCUGUGGCAAGUUCCGAAAGCGCGGACUUCGAAAUGAGAAUAACUUAUCUAUCAUGUUUGCUGACAUCACAAGUGAUGGUACAGAUCACUGGAAUCCUGCUUCAGGCACCAUUCCCCAAUCUAGCAGUGCAACUUCAGUUUUCAAUGUGGACGACAUACAAGAUGUUGAUCUGGAGGAGACCCAAACAGGUGAGUCACAUGUCGAUGGAAAAGGGAAGAGACUUGGCAGGUAUGUGGAUGGCAAUAACAAGAAGCCAAAGACAUCUCUUGUUAUACAAGAACAGAUAACCAGGGUUGGAGAUAUAGCAGAGAGGACCCAAUCCAGCUUUGAGUCAUACAUGAAGAAAGAAGAGAGUUCAUCGAUUACUUCUGUGAUGGAUCUGGUUGUUGAGUGUGGUGCAAUAGUAGGCAGUGAUGAAUAUUUCAUUGCUAGUGAACUAUUUGUGAAGCGAGAGCAGAGAGAGAUGUUCCUGCAUAUGACUGAAAGUGCUGCUCGUUUAGAUUGGUUGCGUAGGAAAUACAACAGCAAGUAUGGGCAUUAGAUGCUACUGCUGUUGUUUUUGCCUAUUGGGAUGUAAUACUAAUUUA
Triticum dicoccoides is the source of this 750-nucleotide messenger RNA. RefSeq lists its product as uncharacterized. Lineage: Eukaryota; Viridiplantae; Streptophyta; Magnoliopsida; Poales; Poaceae. The record is from RefSeq and is a predicted model, not a curated record. The transcript is spliced from 2 exons. Bases 6 to 704 code for a protein of 232 amino acids.